Molecule: messenger RNA, 1750 nt
Organism: Misgurnus anguillicaudatus (oriental weatherfish)
Lineage: Eukaryota; Metazoa; Chordata; Actinopteri; Cypriniformes; Cobitidae
Source: RefSeq, a predicted model, not a curated record
GUUUUGGAACUUGCCCUUUGCUUUUUGCUCUUCUUGCAUUAGUGUUACAUAAAAUGUGGAUUUGAUUUAUCAUUAAGGAAACUGAAUUGCAGAUUAAGAUUCAGAUAUCAGCUUUAGCAGCAGGGAGAAGUUUCAGAGAAAAUACCCCAAAAAGCUACGAACAGAAGUGAAGAGAGCUCAGAAAUGAGGGUUCCUUUAAAGCUCUUCAGUUUUUCUUUUGGGAUUUUUUUCUUAACCUUUGCACAAGGUCAAGAAAAGAAAGAAUCUUGCACUACACCAAUCAUUAGAAACGGGAAAAUACACAGAGACAGCUCUGAAAAGGAUAUUAUCUAUUAUUCAUGCAAUCUGGGUUAUAAACCAUACUUUGGGAACUGGUGGGGAGCAGCGAUGUGCGCCAAUGGGAUCUGGAUAAAUGAGCCACGAUGCAUCAGGGUGGAUGAAUGCCGUGCUUUCCCCAGCAUUCUACACGGACAGCUGAACAUCGAACAAUCUGUUGUAGAGGUUAAAUGUGAUCCAGGGUUUAAAUCAUCACACACAGUGAUCAUAUGCAUCAAUGGUACAUGGCAGACACCAACCUGUGAAUUGGAUGAGCAGAGUUGUGUCAGUCCCCCUAAAGUUAAUAAUGCACUCAUCAUCUCUAAACCUCAGACAUUGUAUUCAUCUGGAUCCUACGUCAAUUACAAAUGUCUAACAAAUUUCUCUAUGAGCGGGAAUAGUAAAGUUGAAUGCCACGAUGCAAAGUGGGAGAAGGCACCCACAUGUGAAGCUUUGUGUUCAAAGCCUCUUCAGAUAGUGAACAAUGCUAUAUUGAUUGAUCAAAUCCAAAGUCAGAGGAAAUAUUCACAUGGAGACACAGCACACUAUGAGUGUGUUGAGGAUUAUGAAUCUAACGAACAGACGAUUGCUAAGUGUGAUGUACAAACAUGGAUUUACCCAGAAUGCAUUAAAAAAGCUCAGUGUACCAAACCAACAAUAAACUUGCAGUUUGUGACUCUGUUAGAUGAGAAAAAUACAUUCAACAACUUUGAUGUUUUGAGAUACACGUGUAAUAAACCAUAUGAUAAAAUACCAAACGGAACUUUGAUUUGUAAAGCUGGAAAAUGGAACAGCACGUUUGACUGCACAAGCAGCAUUUGUCCUCCACCACCUAUGAUUGAAGAUGGAGACUUUAACAUUGAGCAAAAGACAGGUGAAGUUAUCACUGAAGUAUCAUACCUUUGCCAGUCUUAUUUUGUUCUGGACAAGCCAAACAAUUACAGGUGUCUGGAUGGGAUAUGGGAGACCCCUCCAAAAUGUCUGAAGCCUUGCAAAAUUACACCUGACAUUUAUAAGGAGUACAAUAUAAAACCCAUCCUUGAUGACUACAUAAGGCACAGUGCUGAAGAAGUUAGACUUGAUUGUAAUGAUGGAUGGACUGUUGGAGGUUUCUCUAGACAAUCAUAUUCGAAAGCAUUGUGUUAUGAUGGGGAGCUAAGAAUUGAAAAUAAAUGUACAGAAGAAAACUUCUUUGGAUAAAAUAAACCAAAGAGGAAACACUGAGAUAGAUAUAUCAGUAGAUGAAUGCCAGGGGUGGAUCAUGCAAGAGGAUUUUACCCUCGCUGUUUGGCAAGGACCAAUAUAGCCUGUGAUGUGGAUGAGAUUCUCUGGCCUGACCCAGAACAAAGACGGGGUGUUGAGGAGGAAUAAUUAAAAAAAAAUGUUUUACAGUUGUGCUGUGUAGCACAUGAAUGAAUAAAAAUGUGCUAAUGCA